UUCUCUAAGUACUUUUAGACAUUGCCUACACAUCGACUUGCCCUCAAAAUGGAGUCUGGCAUGCAAGGAUUUUACAAGGAUAAAAAUGUUUUUAUCACCGGUGCAACAGGAUUCGUGGGCAAAGUUAUAAUCGAAAAACUCUUGCGUUCGACUGAUGUGAAAAGGAUUUACAUACUGAUUAGGGGCAAGCGUGGCAGGAACAUUCGGGAGCGUGUUCUGGCAUGGGAGAAGGAAGCGCUCUUUAAGGGACUGCUGCAAUCGAAGCCAAAAGCCUUUGAGUGUUUAAUGCCCAUCGUUGGAGAUUGCCUGGAGCCGGACCUGGGCAUAAGCGACACAGACCGAAGCCUGCUCUCAGCAGAGGUGCAAAUUGUCAUUCAUGGAGCAGCCACAGUGCGGUUCAACGAGCCGCUGCACGUGGCACUGGCCAUCAACACUCGUGCCACGCGACUCAUGGUGCAGCUGGCCAAGCAAAUGCUGCAACUUGAGGCAUUUGUACACGUCUCCACGGCAUUCUCGAACUGCGUAAUCCAUCACAUCGAGGAGAAGUUCUAUCCCGAACACUUGACUUGUAAUUCCGAGAAGGUUUUGGAAAUGUGUGACCAGCUGAGUGAGGAGCUGACGAACAACAUGACGCCUGCCCUGCUCGGAUCGUAUCCCAAUACCUACACCUACACCAAAGCCCUGGCGGAGGAUGUGAUACUGAGAGAAGGAAGCGAUCUGCCCAUUUCGAUCUUUCGUCCAGCAGUUAUCGGUGCCAGCCACAAGGAGCCCGUUGCUGGAUGGAUCGACAAUCUGUACGGACCCAUUGGCCUGAUCUACGGCGUCGCUCAUGGAGUCUUGCGCAUUGCCAGCAUCAACAAGGAUGCUUCUGCCUGCUUAGUGCCUGUCGACUACUGCGCCAAUGUGGCACUGGCCACUGCUUGGCAGACGUCCAAGAGCAGGAAUCGCCGCGAGAAAGCGGCAGUGCCCGCGGUGUAUACGCUGGCACCCGCGGCACAGAACCCACUCACUUAUAGGGAUUUUCUCAAGUAUUGCCAUAGCUGCCGCGAUCAGUUUCCACUCACCACGAUGAUCUGGUACCCGUUUCUCAAUUGCGUCACAACACCGUGGCUCUAUCAGUUGGCUGCUUUCUUCUACCACACCCUGCCCGGCUAUGUUUUCGAUCUGGCACUGCGUCUCACAAGAAGGAAGCCUCGCCUGGCGGAGGUCUAUCGGAAGAUUCACCACAAUAUGGACAUGUUGAAGCCAUUUACGCACCGAACCUGGCAGUUUGACACCAAAAACACUGAUCGCAUGCGGGAGUUGAUGUCCGCCGAAGAGCGUCGUGUCUACUACUUUGACAUGGGGGCUCUGGAGUGGAAGGAUUACUUCGAAAAUGCACUGCUGGGCAUGCGUCAGUAUCUGGGCAAGGAAGCCAACACACCAGAGUCUAUUGAACAGGCUCAGCGGCUAUUGAAACGCUUGAAGAUGCUGCACCACAGCCUCCAAGUGACAGUCUUUUGUGUGGCAGGAUUCCUGCUCUGGUGGCUACUUAAGCCUUUCUUUUUUUCCAUUUAGUGUUCGUAGAGUAUCCAAUUGGUGUGUUGGAAUAAAUAAAUAUUUACCGUCCCAACGGUCACUUAUUA
Drosophila guanche is the source of this 1625-nucleotide messenger RNA. Its product is annotated as fatty acyl-CoA reductase wat-like. The record is from RefSeq and is a predicted model, not a curated record. Gene Ontology annotation, biological process: long-chain fatty-acyl-CoA metabolic process. Gene Ontology annotation, molecular function: alcohol-forming very long-chain fatty acyl-CoA reductase (NADP+) activity. NCBI's taxonomy places the organism in Eukaryota, Metazoa, Arthropoda, Insecta, Diptera, Drosophilidae. Gene Ontology annotation, cellular component: peroxisome. Bases 49 to 1557 code for a protein of 502 amino acids. The transcript has 5 exons.